AAAUAAAAGUGUAAACAGCUUUCAACACUCAUGAUGACAUGACCAAACCAUUAUUCUAUUACCAAUAUAACCACAGCCUCAAGAACAACAAACUUCUUCUUCUUCUUCUUCCUCUUUCUUCUUGCACCAGGAGAUCAAUGGCUGUAGCAUGUUCUUCUUCCCCCCACAUCCCAAUUCUGAAAUCUGGUCUAGUCAUCAAUCCUAUCAGCAAAUCUCUGGUGGUUAAAUACAGCCAAGCUCCACUCAAGAAAGCACCUAGAUUCCAGAUCAAAUGUUCCAUCAGAAACAAGGUUUUUGAGGAUCGGUCUAAUGGUAUAAUCUGCUAUAGGGAUGACAGUGGGGAAAUUAUUUGUGAAGGUUACGAUGAUGGCCCUCGCUUCCAACAACAUACUCCAAGAACAGCUUGUCAUCCAAGAGAUGUCGAGAUCUUUGAUCUUCUUCUUCAGCAGAGUAGGCUUCAGAUGGUUAAAGGCAGUGGAUUGAACUAUGCUGAUGAAAGCGUUGCUGUACAAAAGGACUUCAAUUGUAACGGCUUUAACUCGUUCUGCUGAUCAAUACUCAACUCUUGUUAAUAAUAUAAAUGUCUCACCAACUCUGUGCUUCUAGUGUGUACAAGGCAGACAUAUACUUCAAUCAUAGAAUGUGAACAGAAGACAUGAAUGCACAUGUUUUAUAUUUGAA
Juglans microcarpa x Juglans regia is the source of this 681-nucleotide messenger RNA. RefSeq lists its product as uncharacterized. Lineage: Eukaryota; Viridiplantae; Streptophyta; Magnoliopsida; Fagales; Juglandaceae. The record is from RefSeq and is a predicted model, not a curated record. The transcript has 3 exons. Bases 39 to 551 code for a protein of 170 amino acids.